UAAGGUGGACUUUAAUGGUGCUGCCAUAUUAAAAACAACCCAACUCCCAGCCAAGGAUUCGAAAUUGUUCGGGUGAUAGGGUUCCUUCAAGUGCCACAAACCAUAUCAGUAACACGAGUGUCGUUUAUCGAUUGUGGCGGUAGACGUUUGCAAAUGACACGGAUUCACUCGGAUUUUAACGACAAGCUAAUAUUAACUCACCAGAACAUAGACAAGUGGAUGGGUUGGUAACUGGCAGCUGAUGCGGCUGUUACCAAAACACAUAAAAACGUGUUUGCUAACCUACACAUCGUACCAAACAGACGAAACGCGUUUUACCAGCGUAAAAGGCCAUCUGAACAUUCGUUUAAUCGACUUCAUAGAAUCGUACGACGGACUACAUAACAGCUUAUUAUUAAUACAGGUAGAAGAUCAGCCACGGAAUGAGCGACCCGGAACUACUUCAAAAAGCAAAAAUCGAGUACUACAUUCGAGAGAAGCUAUGGAAUACAGCGCAAAACAUCGCCGUUCAAGCGAUGAAGCGAUUCACCACCAACCCUCUCUUCCAAUUCUACUACGCAAUCUGUCUCCAAUUGCAGGAGAACCCCCAGGAGGCGUUGCGGCAGCUGGAAGAUUUAAAAGGGAAAGAAAACUAUCUACUUGGUGUCAGCUACGCUUUGCUCAGGGUACACCAGAGCUUCACCAAUGUCGACUAUGAAGCAACUGCCAAUCUCGAGCUGACGAUUCGUAAUCUACGUGAAGAACGUAACGAGAAGCUUUUUUACCUAGCUGGUCUCUACUAUUAUAUGAUAGGAGACCUUGAGAACGCUAAGGAUUUAAUUGACAGGAUGCUUAAAAUAGCUCCACCAACGAAAGAAGGUCUCGUAUUGAAAGGAUGGCUAGAACUUCAACGGCAAGCAAAGACCAACGUUGUCCAGUAUUUCGAGUCGUCGGGAACAGCUAAUCCCGAGGCAAUUUUUGGCAAGAUCGAAGCGCUCAAACGCCAGGGUGAUUUGCACAAGGCACUUGACGUAGUAAAUCAAAGUGUAGUCUCUUUUCCAGGUAAUCUUCCGUCAAUAUUGGAGAAAAUAAAAGUGCACAUGGCUAUGGGGGACUGGGAUCAAGUAGUCGACACGGCCAACAGAGCUUUGUCAAUGGACACGAACUGCAUUCAAGCGCAGCGUUAUCAAGUUGUGCACCUGUUAAGUAAACAGAAUAACGUCAAGGAGGCCCAGCGGAGAAUACAUGAGGUACUGGCCUCCCUUGACAUCGCCGAGCCUCACAACUCCUGGUUGUACUACGAGACCGCUUCGAUAUUUAUCGUUGUCUCCGGCCGGCAACCACAGAUACUGGAGCAGUGUCUGGUACUUAUGGAGAAGGCCACUUCCUUCAGCUCGAAAAAUUCUAUUUAUGAGACGGGCGUUGCGAAAAUACUUCUUAUGCUAAAUCGCUACAAGGACGCUGACAAGCAUUUUGUGGCAGCGCUUCGCGCGGACGGAGAAAAUAUGGAGGCGACCCUCGGAAGCAUCCUUCUGCAGACACUGUCGCAGGGACCCGAAGGACUCGAAACGGCCGAACAGCAAAUCGACCUGUUACAGGAAGUUCAUCGGACACAUAUGACCCCGGAAAUGCUGUACACCACCGCCCUAUUACUUCAUCGGCAAAACAAAUCGCCGGAACGAGUGGCUCAGCUUCUUGACCAAGCAGUAAGCAAGCAUUACCAGGCAACAGAAGGUCAGCCUAAGAGUAUGGAAUACCUUUUGUCGCUAAACCCAGACUUCGUCGUACAACUAGUAAAACUGUAUUUGGAGUACGCGCCCGAACGGCCUUUAAAGGCGACAAGUGGUCAGACACUUCCAGAAGUGUUAAAGAAAUGCCAAACAGCGCUAAAACCCGUGUUACAUAUGUGUCCAGCACUCGUUGACGCAAAUUUUCUUAUGGCUCGGAUCAAAUACCUCUCUGGAGAUUCUACGGCGGCUCAGGCCCUUCUGGACAAGGUGAUCAACUUGAACCAACAAGUUCCGGCUGAUACGCACCUGCUUCUAGCACAAGUUCAACUCGAGCAAGAUGCAGUACAAAGUGCUCAGCAAACGCUUGAGAUGGCUCUUUCGAACAACUUCCAGGUGCGAGACAGACCACUUUUUCAACUGAUCAAGGCGAAAAUUCAUCGAAAAAAAGAGGAAAAUCAAGAAGCACUGACGGCUCUCAAGAUGGCCAUGGAUUUGGCAGGCCUUUCAGGUGGACCGGCUAAGGCAGCGCUCAAUACUAAUGACAAAAUGAAUCUUUUCCUCGAACUGUCGGAGUCCUAUCGUCUAUUGGGUGAUCAAAAGAAAGCCGAAAACAUUAUCAAAAAUGCCUUGGCGUACUUUAAAGGGAAGCCAGAGGAGGUUAAAGUAAAUAUUGCUGGUACGGAGCUAGCAUUGAGUCGAGGCAAUGUUGACCAGGCUCUAUCCCUUCUACAGGCUAUAGGCCCUGACCAGAACUAUUACGUCGAAGCACGUGAACGAAUGGCUUCAAUCUAUCUUCAGUAUCGUAAAGACACUAAACUCUUUAUUACGUGCUAUCGGGAUAUCGUGAAGCAUAAUCCAACAGCGGAUAGCCAUCUGAUGUUAGGUGACGCCUUAAUGAGAGUUCAUGAACAUGAACAAGCGAUCGAAGCGUAUGAAAACGCACUAAAGAAGAACCCCAGAGAUUACAUUAUUGGCCGAAAAAUGGGUCAACUUCUUGUUAGAACACAUUUUUACGAUAAGGCUAUCACCUUCUACAAAGCCGCUAUUAAAACUGGAGGCGAAUCUCUACUUCGAUACGACCUGGCCCAUCUAUUAAUAGGACUUGAGAGGUUUAAAGAGAGUGAAGAUGUGAUUAAUGCUGCAUUAGAGCCCCUUAGACAACAAGCUGACCUGCAAGCACUGCAGUGGGAAGCUAAAUUCAUGGUACUUCUGGCCAGAAGCUAUCGAAUGAACCCCGAAAAGGGCAAUGACGCAUCCAUCAAGGCGUACCAAAAAGCGUACGAUAUCCAAACUCGGGUCAUGAUGCGUGUCCAGCUAGAAGCUCCGGACUCGGCAGCUGAACAAUUAACCCAGGCCUUAGCGAUCUGCUCAAAACUAGCGGCACAUGCAGAAAGUAAAAAAGACUACCCACAAGCUCUUAAGUUUCUCCGCCAGGCUCUCCACUACGACCAGACAAAUGUUCGGUCACUCCUGGCUGUGGCAAAGGUGGAAAUGGCCUCAAACAAUCUGGAGCAGGCGCGGCAAUAUUGCAAUCAAAUUCUCAAGAUUGACAAAGAUAAUGAAAGCGCCACUCUGAUGAUGGCGGACAUCAUGUUCCGCAAAACGGACCUUGAAAAUUCACUGAUACAUUUUGAGAAGUUGCUUGUGCAGAAACCCGAAUACUAUCCCGCCCUGGCCAGACUCAUCGAAGCUUGCAGGCGGCUGGGAUAUUUGUACAAGUGCAAAGCUUUCCUCGACAAACCUCCAUCAACACCAGCCGCAGGCUUCUACUACUGCCGGGGGCUUUACGAUUGGUAUACUGGUAAUACCCAGACAGCGAUGAAACACUUCAACCAAAGUCGCGGUGAUUCUGAAUGGGGAAUUAUUGCUACAUACCAUAUGAUCGAGAUCUGUUGCAAUCCUGACAAUAACACACUUGGAUCAGAGACUUUCGACAGUACUGCAUCCGCAGAGGAGAUGGCUGGUAUAAUUGAGACAGCGGAGAAUCUCCUGGCCGAACUGAGAACUACGGUUCCCCCGAGUGACCUCGAUUUUCAGUUAAUGUGUGAUUAUGUUCUUCUAGCUAAAAAAACUAAGCCAGAUGCCGAGAUGGCGCUCAACGAUUUCCUAGAGAUUACGUCCGACGAAAAAUAUCGAGAGCAUGUCGGCGCUAUUUUAGGUAUCGCGACAGCCCAUAUGAUCCUUAAACAGGUACCAAAAGCGCGCAAUCAGCUGAAACGUGUCAUGAAAUCGCCAUGGAGUUUUAGCGACGCCGAGUACCUUGAGAAGGCCUGGUUGCUUCUCGCCGAUAUCUAUAUUCAUUCUGGCAAAUACGAUUAUGCGAGCGACCUGAUUAAACGUGUCCUUCAAUACAACCGGAGCUGCACGAAAGCUUACGAGUACAUGGGGUACAUUAUGGAAAAGGAGCAGAGCUAUCGCGACGCGGCCAACUGUUAUGAAUCCGCUUGGAAACAAACGCGAAACCCUGCAAUCGGUUAUAAGCUUGCAUUCAACUAUUUGAAAGGAAAGCGAUUUGUGGAGGCAAUAUCGGUAUGUCACCAAGUUCUAGGACUCUACCCAGACUACCCGAAGAUCAAAAAAGAUGUCAUGGACCGUGCGAGAGCAAGUCUCCGAAUGUGAUAAUAAUCAUACAAUGAGAAAUUUGCUGCAGUCGGGACCGGUAUUGUUUUUUCAACUAAUAUCGACCCAUUGUUUUUUUCAACAAACAUAUAUAUUCUAACACAUAUUUGACAACGCUCUCAUUUCGAGAGCCUUCAUUAUAUGAUAACUGACCCUUCAAGAUGGAAGUCGGUAAGAAGACGCGUAGACCGGAAGUUAUUUUUCCGCUUCCUAUUACAUUUGCAGAUUAACUUCUGCAACUAUGCCUAAAGACACUUUAGCAGACCUUUCCACUAAAUCUCAAAUAUAAGGCAUUUGUUGAUGGCCUGUGUCAAGUAAUUCUUCUAAUAACAUAAAUUCGACUUGAGGAGAAAGCUUUGAAACAAAGUGUGUUUAACGAAACAUAAGUAAAGAAAAAGAUCUGAUGAUGCGGUUAAAUUGUGUUGGACCUUUGAAAUGGUACCGAUGACGUGCUCGACGUCACAUCCGUUGCUUAUGGAGGUUCGCAGGAAAUUUUUUUGACUAAUCUAACUAUUAUUGACAGACCCCUCGGAUUCUCUCUUUCUCUAUGCGCAUAAGUAUAUAUAAAUAUAUAUAGGUAAAUAACAAGAAAAAUAUAACAACUAUUCGACAAACAUUGAUGGCGUUUUCAUAAAAAUGGAUGAAAAAUAGUUACUUAAUAUAGGGAAACGUUGUUCCAAGCUUUUAAUAGGUAGAUUGCUGUGCAGCUGACACUCAUAGCUGAGGGGUAUAUUCUAGGUUGUUAAAACAAAUAAUGGAGUGACCGUUUGCUGAUCAUCUACUUCUACAAAGUUUAUACCUAUUUAGUCAUUUAGGCAAUAGCAGGAAGAGAUAAACAAAGUUCAUGCGCACUUUCAUAUUACCUAAUUUCUGUAAGUCUUUGAAAAGCACCCCGUACAUGACAGCUUCUUCAAUGGCCUUGUCCAUUCGUGAUCCUUUAAUUUCCCGUUUGGACGAUUAUUUUUCCUAAGAGAUCGUCACAGACGAUGAGUAACGGCUACCUCAACGGGAAUACCAUACGAAGCCAUACUUUGCGCUUUAUUAACAAAUGAUUAUACUGAAUAAAUUUAAAGUAAAAUCCAUUAGUUUCGCUGUAACUUAGGCAAGGUAAAAUUACGUGUUCAUUCAUGUAGCGAACAACGAGAAUGCUAAGAGCGAGGCGCUAACUCUUCCAUCCAAGCUGGCAUAAAACGAAUUGAUAUUUAGGACAGAUGAAAAAACAAAGUUACGGAAUGAUGGCAGGCACUCUAGAUCUAUGGGAUAUCUAUUCUGUCGCUAAAGCAAACGAUCCUGAA
Varroa destructor (honeybee mite) is the source of this 5623-nucleotide messenger RNA. Its product is annotated as tetratricopeptide repeat protein 21B-like. Lineage: Eukaryota; Metazoa; Arthropoda; Arachnida; Mesostigmata; Varroidae. Gene Ontology annotation, cellular component: intraciliary transport particle A. The record is from RefSeq and is a predicted model, not a curated record. Gene Ontology annotation, biological process: intraciliary retrograde transport; protein localization to cilium. Gene Ontology annotation, molecular function: protein binding.